GUCAUUUGCAACAUCCGGUUAAGCAUCAGCGCGGCAUCAUGAAUGGGAGAAGGAAAACACAGUGAGGAGAAUGAUAAACGAUGAUGCCAAAACCAUGACUAAUUCAUUGACUGAAUCACCCCAAAUCUGAAUUCCAACCAUGAAUGAGCCAGACAUCUUAACAGAAGUCCCAGAGACUUUGAAGCGCUUGGCUCGCUUGGUAACCAGAGGUUUCUACAGUAUGGAACAUGCCAUAGUCAUAGACUUACUGGUACGCAACCCCUGUAUGAAGGAAGACGAUAUAGCGGAACUUCUUAGGUUUGACCGAAAACAUCUUCGAGCACUGCUUAACACACUUAAAAAUGAAAAAAUUGUCAAGAUGAGGAUGAAGGUUGAAACAGAUGCAGAAGGUAAAAGUACAAGACAUAACUAUUACUUCAUUGGCUAUCAGGUAUUUGUGAAUGUAGUUAAAUACAAACUCGAUCAUGUGCGACGCAAAAUUGAAAUGGAGGAGAGAGACAAUACAAGUAGGGCAUCCUUUAAAUGUCCGUCCUGUUGUAAAUCAUACACAGACUUGGAGGCUGACCAGUUAUUUGACUUUAUGAGCCAGACUUUUAGGUGUACCUUCUGUGAAUGUGAAGUGGAGGAGGAUGAAAGUGCUAUGCCAAAGAAAGAUGCAAGAACCUUGUUGGCAAAGUUUAAUGAGCAGAUUCAAUCUGUUUUUGACUUGUUAAAGGAAUGUGAUGACAUUAAGCUGGCGCCAGAGCUACUGGAACCUGAACCAACAGAUAUCAGACAUCUCAGAAGCCAUAAUGCAAGCAAGCAAUCAAGUAACAAAGAAGGUGAUUCAAGGAUUUGGUCUGGGGAUGCAACCCGAGGAACAGGAUUUGGAUAUACUGACAUGGAAAGUAAUGUUACCAUUACCAUGGAUACAGAGGAGGAGGCUCAGAAACGAGACAAACAGAAAAUCAAGGACCGUCCAGAAUGGAUGGUCAAGAGCACAGUACAAACUACAGCUUCCAGUGAUGUUAUUGAUUUGCCGGACAGGAUGGAUGUAGCUGGGCCAUCUGGAUUGGACCUUCCCAAACACCCCAAUACCAACGAGAUAGAGACCUUGUUGAUCAUACAUGAGAAGAAGAGGAGUGGUCCGCCCUUACCUGGGGCUUCAGGGACCCAAGGGGCUGACAGCGAUAGUUCAAGUAGUGACUCGGAGGAUGAGAAGACCAACAAACCAAAACCAACGGCAGCAGCAGCAGCAGUGGAGGAGAUGGAAAGUGAUGAAGAGGAAUCCAUCCCAACAGUUAAUGUUAAUGGUCAUCCUGUUCCUUAUCAUGAGGUCACAAGUGACAUAAUGGCUAAGAUGUCUCCUGCAGAGAAGGAGGAGUAUAUUCGUCUAGGACAGGAAAUGUACCAGGACAUGUAUGAGUGAUGAGAGUGUAGGUUAAGGACAGAAAGUGAACCAGGACACGUAAGAGUGAUUUUUGUUGUCUGUCCAGGACAGAAAAUGUGAUAGGACACAUAUAAGUGAUGUCAUUGUCAGUCUAGGACAGGAGAUGUACCAUGUAUAAUUGAUUUCUGUCCAGAACAGGAGAUAUACUAAGACAUGUUUGAGUGUUUUCUGUUGUCUGGGUAAAGGACAGGAAAUGUAUCAGGACAUGUAUGAGUGAUGUCUGUUGUCUGGGUAAAGGACAGGAAAUGUAUCAGGACAUGUAUGAGUGAUUUCUGUUGUCUGGGUAAAGGACAGGAAAUGUAUCAGGACAUGUAUGAGUGAUUUCUGUUGUCUGGGUAAAGGACAGGAAAUGUAUCAGGACAUGUAUGCGUGAUGUCUGUUGUCUGGGUAAAGGACAGGAAAUGUAUCAGGACAUGUAUGAGUGAUUUCUGUUGUCUGGGUAAAGGACAGGAAAUGUAUCAGGACAUGUAUGCGUGAUGUCUGUUGUCUGGGUAAAGGACAGGAAAUGUAUCAGGACAUGUAUGAGUGAUGUCUGUUGUCUGGAUUAAGAACAGGAAAUGUAUCAGGACAUGUAUGAGUGAUUUCUGUUGUCUGGGUAAAGGACAGGAAAUGUAUCAGGACAUGUAUGCGUGAUGUCUGUUGUCUGGGUAAAGGACAGGAAAUGUAUCAGGACAUGUAUGAGUGAUGUCUGUUGUCUGGAUUAAGAACAGGAAAUGUAUCAGGACAGGUAUGAUUGAUUUCUGUUGUCUGGGUAAAGGACAGGAAAUGUAUCAGGACAUGUAUGCGUGAUGUCUGUUGUCUGGGUAAAGGACAGGAAAUGUAUCAGGACAGGUAUGCGUGAUGUCUGUUGUCUGGGUAAAGGACAGGAAAUGUAUCAGGACAUGUAUGGGUGAUUUCUGUUGUCUGGGUAAAGGACAGGAAAUGUAUCAGGACAGGUAUGCGUGAUGUCUGUUGUCUGGAUUAAGAACAGGAGAUGUAUCAGGACAGGUAUGCGUGAUGUCUGUCCAGGACAGGAAAUGAACAGGACAUUUUUGAGUAAUUUUUGUCCAGGACAAGAUAUGUACGAAGGACAUGUAUGUGUGUUGUCUGUCUUGGACAAGAGAUGUACUAGAAUACUUAAGAGUGAUUUCUGUCUAGGACAAAAAUUGCACAUGGACAUGUGUUAGUAAUUUUUGCUCAGAGCAGGAGAUGUACAAGAAUAUGUAUGUGUGAU
Messenger RNA from Mizuhopecten yessoensis (Yesso scallop), 2642 nucleotides. RefSeq names its product general transcription factor IIE subunit 1-like. The record is from RefSeq and is a predicted model, not a curated record. Gene Ontology annotation, biological process: transcription initiation at RNA polymerase II promoter; transcription open complex formation at RNA polymerase II promoter. The coding region runs from base 140 to 1408 and encodes 422 amino acids. Gene Ontology annotation, cellular component: transcription factor TFIIE complex. Lineage: Eukaryota; Metazoa; Mollusca; Bivalvia; Pectinida; Pectinidae. The transcript is spliced from 5 exons.